This is a messenger RNA of Erinaceus europaeus (western European hedgehog), 1529 nucleotides long. RefSeq names its product ankyrin repeat and SOCS box containing 5 (gene ASB5). Gene Ontology annotation, molecular function: protein binding. Gene Ontology annotation, biological process: positive regulation of protein catabolic process; intracellular signal transduction; protein ubiquitination. The record is from RefSeq and is a predicted model, not a curated record. Bases 509 to 1498 code for a protein of 329 amino acids. NCBI's taxonomy places the organism in Eukaryota, Metazoa, Chordata, Mammalia, Eulipotyphla, Erinaceidae. The transcript is spliced from 10 exons.
GGCUCCCCCAUUGGCCGGGCGCGGGGCGGGGGGAAGUGAGGAACAGGAAGGAAGCGGAGGCGCUGACCCGACCAACACUCGACAUCACCACUGAUCAAGCAAAGCCCGGGAAUAGCGACGGACGGAGCAGAAUCCACGGCGCAGGUGUGGGAGAGCCUGCCCGUCCGCCCGCCAGAUGGAACUUGAAGGAAUCAAAUUAAAUGAAAUAAGCCAAAAAGAGAAGGAUGAAUCAUGAGAAGAACUUAAGAAGUAAGAAGAGAAAGUGGAAACACAAAGUAGAACUUGGGCAGAGAUGAAGAGAAGUUGAAAGAGUAUGGGGAUAAGACAAGGAGAAAGAGAGACAUCUACAGGACUGCUUCACCACUUGAGAAGCUUCCCUGCCUACAGCUGGGAAAUAGGAGCUUGGAGCAAGGACCAGCUGUUCAAGAGCACCCCAGACUUGAGCCAGGCACAUUUGAGGCUUGGAUCUAACUACAGACGCUGAGAUCUAACUAAAGACACCGCAACAAUGUCGGUGUUAGAAGAAACUCGGCCAUUUGCUCAACAGUUAUCCAAUGUCUACUUUACCAUUCUUUCACUAUUCUGUUUUAAACUUUUUGUGAAAAUCAGUCUGGCCAUCCUCAGUCAUUUCUACAUUGUGAAAGGCAACCGCAAGGAAGCAGCGAGGAUAGCAGCUGAAUUUUAUGGAACAACCCAAGGACAAGGUUCCUGGGCAGAUAGGUCUCCACUACAUGAAGCAGCAAGUCAAGGUCGUCUUCUUGCACUGAGAACAUUAUUAUCACAGGGUUAUAAUGUAAAUGCAGUAACCAUAGACCAUGUCACCCCAUUGCAUGAAGCCUGCCUCGGAGAUCAUGAAGCAUGUGCCAGAACUCUUCUAGAGGCUGGAGCUAAUGUAAAUGCAAUCACAAUAGAUGGUGUGACACCACUAUUCAAUGCGUGCUCACAAGGUAGUGCAAGCUGCACAGAACUUCUCUUGGAAUAUGGUGCCAAAGCCCAGCUGGAAUCGUGUCUUCCUUCCCCUGCACAUGAAUCUGCCAGUAAAGGUCACCAUGAAUGUCUGGAAAUACUGAUAUCCUGGGGCAUAGAUGUUGAUCAAGACAUUCCUCAUUUGGGAACUCCUCUAUAUGUAGCUUGUAUGUCACAGCAGUUUCGCUGCAUCCAGUUGCUUCUUUAUGCUGGUGCUGAUGUACAAAAAGGCAAAUAUUGGGAUACUCCCCUACAUGCUGCUGCUCAACAAUCCAGUACAGAGAUUGUAAACUUACUGAUAGAAUUUGGAGCAGAUAUCAAUGCCAAAAAUACAGAUCUUCUGCGACCUAUAGAUGUAGCAACUUCUAGCAGUUUGGUGGAAAGAUUACUGCUUCAACAUGAAGCCACUCCAAGCUCACUUUGCCAACUUUGCCGACUCUGUAUCAGAAACUACAUGGGACGAUCAAGACUCCACCUUAUCCCACAGCUCCAGCUGCCAACAUUAUUGCAGAAUUUCUUACAGUACCAAUAAUGCAGUAAAAUAAUUCUGAAUACCUAGAAAA